Triticum urartu is the source of this 1138-nucleotide messenger RNA. The record is from RefSeq and is a predicted model, not a curated record. NCBI's taxonomy places the organism in Eukaryota, Viridiplantae, Streptophyta, Magnoliopsida, Poales, Poaceae.
CUUCGAGCAGAUCGGCUGGCUUGGGGCUUCGCUCCAUCGGGCCCGCUCAGCGGCUACGGAGAUCUCAGAAGGGCAGCUCGUCGAUGGCAAGCUGGAGUGCCUCUACCAUGGCUGGCAGUUCGACGGCCAGGGCAAGUGCGUCAAGCUCCCACAGCUGCCUGAGGGCGCCAAGAUCCCGCGGAACGCGUGCGCGCGCAACUAUGAGGUGCGGGACUCGCAGGGGGUGGUGUGGGUGUGGAUGUCACCGGCGAGCCCGCCGGACACGAAGAAGCUGCCGUGCUUCGAGCCGUACGCGCGAGCGGGGUUCACGGACCUGUCCACGGUGCACGAGCUCCCCUACGACCACUCCAUCCUGCUGGAGAACCUCAUGGACCCGGCGCACGUGCCCAUCUCGCACAACCGCACCGACUGGACAACCAAGUGGGAGGACGUGCAGCCGCUGGCCUUCGAGGUCGCCGAGCGCACCGCCCGGGGCUUCGCCGGCCACUGGUGGCGCGAGCACACGCCACACCUCCGCAACCUGCUCCGCUUCGAGGCGCCCUGCGUGCUCACCAACACGCUUGAGUUCGUGGACAAGGACGGCAGGGAGCAGUGCUUCUCGGCGCAGUUCCUGUGCCGGCCGGCGGGGCAGGGGAAGUCGAUGCUGCUCGUCCGGUUCGGGUCCACGACGAGGUCGCCGCUGCUGAGGGUGCUGCCGAGCUGGUACUUCCACCAGAACGCGUGCAAGGUGUUCGAGGAGGACAUGGGUUCCUGUCUGUCACAGAACGAGGUGCUACUCCGGGAGAAGGUGCCCACCAAGGAGCUCUACCUCAACCUCCGCUCCUCGGACACCUGGGUGGUCGAGUACCGGCGGUGGAUGGACAGGGCCGGCCACGGCAUGCCCUACUACUUCGGCCACAGCACCAUGUCGCCGCCGCCCGUGCCGGCUGUCGUGGAGCAGGCGCCGGCGGGGGCCGCCGCUGGGAUCUCCGCGUCGUUCCCGGCCGAGGGCGGCUUCGGCACGCAGCACGCGCCCAACCCGACCAGCAGGUACUUCCGGCACGUCGUGCACUGCAAGGGGUGCAGGGACAGUGUCUUUAUUUUGAUAACAAACCGUGUUUCGUCGCACAAGCUUACCAGCUGAGUUGGCCACAACCUU